AUGUCGAUGAAGUCAGCGUUCCGGAUAUCGAAAAAGACGAUGGCGCUCAACAAGAAGUUGGCGGACCUUCACCAUUCGCCCGCGGCUCGCGCGUUGCCCCCGACGAUCGAGUCGCUCGCGUUGAGGUACAAGGGCAUCAAGGGGAAUGCGACACUAUCGUAAGCCGUGCCAUUUCCCACCGUUUCUGGCUCUCUAUGCGGUCGAACUAAUACCGACCGCUCUGGUACCUUAGUCACUGGGCUCGAGAGGAAUUGCCCGGGUUGAAGUGGGCCAACCCUGAAUUGAAGAUCAUCAUCGAGGAACCCCUCACACCAGGAAGCACACCCGCCAAUUUGCAGUCACCGGGGAUUACCAUCAACCUCAGUCAGUGGCUCACCUCUCCUCAUCCUCAACUAUUAAAAUUGACUGGGAGCUCGGCGCUGAAACCACCGCGCUUCCUUCUUUCUUCGGAACAGCCGAUUCUGCAGAGCCCGUAUUCUAUCCCGUACCUUCGACCGUUCGGUCACAGAACGUCACACCCGAGUUUUUGCGGAUCCUGACUGAACCCGAAGCACUCGCAAAACUGAGAGGCAAGCAGACAAAAGCCCCGACUCUGGAAGCCCAACCGAGUACUUCGACGCCCGGGGAGGCGACGACUUGA
Messenger RNA from Microbotryum saponariae, 640 nucleotides. NCBI's taxonomy places the organism in Eukaryota, Fungi, Basidiomycota, Microbotryomycetes, Microbotryales, Microbotryaceae. The record is from the annotation of a GenBank genome assembly.